AUGCCAAGGAGUAUGAUAAAAAUAAUGGCUCUAGCAUCGGCUGGCGAGAACUUAUCAAGGGAAGCGAAUAGAACGAUAACUGUAUGCUAUGGCAUUAUCAACACCUUAGACAACAACCCGCAAUACAAUGUAGAUGCUAUCAAAGAAGAGCUUAACUUCUUAAUUCAACAAGCAGCUCACAGAAAACCAUGUCUCUCGGCAUCUGGAUUUUUUGUAGCUAAUUCAACCAUGAUGGGAUUUAUCAUUGGUAGCAUCACUUCCUAUGUUAUAGUAGCCGUACAAUUUUUAAAAGAAACUUCACCUUAA
Molecule: messenger RNA, 306 nt
Organism: Diabrotica balteata
Lineage: Eukaryota; Metazoa; Arthropoda; Insecta; Coleoptera; Chrysomelidae
Source: the annotation of a GenBank genome assembly